Messenger RNA from Monopterus albus (swamp eel), 6564 nucleotides. RefSeq names its product prolyl endopeptidase. Gene Ontology annotation, molecular function: oligopeptidase activity; serine-type endopeptidase activity. The transcript has 15 exons. Gene Ontology annotation, cellular component: cytosol. NCBI's taxonomy places the organism in Eukaryota, Metazoa, Chordata, Actinopteri, Synbranchiformes, Synbranchidae. The record is from RefSeq and is a predicted model, not a curated record. The coding region runs from base 710 to 2842 and encodes 710 amino acids. Gene Ontology annotation, biological process: proteolysis.
UGUUGCUGUGUGUUCAAUAAAAUAGCAGCCUAACACAGCACAAACAGACAAGAUGUGCCUGUGACUCCUUCAACCCGGCCACCGUUACAGUAUGUACUCUCAAAACAACCAGUCACAACCAUCAUAAUGAGACUAUAGCGUGGGCCACACAAGCCGUUUUAACAUGCUCUAUAAGAGAAAAACAAACAUCUGUAUCAAUGUCCUUUACCAAAUAUUGCUAUUCUCCGCUGCUGCCUCAAAAAAUAACCAUCAUGUUACGUUAGCAAAUCCAACAUUCUUGCCUUUUAACUCAGAUUGUGCUGUAUGAUGCCAAACUAAGGUGAAAUUCUCAGGAGUAAUAAUGCAGGGUUUCUCAGGAAAUUGGACACAGCUCUUGCCAUAAUAAUCCAAAUGUCCUUAGGGUAUGUCAUUCGCCAGUACAUAAAUUGGUCUGUUUCACCACAAGCCACAGUGAUGUGGACUGGACUUUGGUGUCUAAAUGGAAAAUGGCCUUAUUUCUUCGAAGUGCUCAUAUACCAAGACUGUUAACAAUUUUUUAGCAUGGUAAUAUCUAAGCUUAAUGUUAAUCAUCUAAGCCUUAAAGUUGUUAACAAGUCUCAAUGGGUUAAUAGAAAACUAAUGGAAAAUGAUUUCUCACUACAGUUAUUGGAAACAAGUAGUAGAACACUGACCAGGUGCCUCUUAUGGACUGAAUGGACACGUUACCUGUAUGUGUUGGGCACUUGUACUCCAGUCUGCUUAUUGGUGCAUCAAGGUGGAUGACUACCAUGGCAAUAAGAUCUGUGAUCCAUAUGCAUGGCUGGAAGAUCCUGAUAGUGCAGAAACAAUGGCCUUUGUUGAAGAGCAAAACAAACUGACCAUGCCAUACCUGGAGCAGUGCUCUGUCCGGGCUCAGUUCCACCAGCGCCUCACUGAGCUCUAUGACUAUCCCAAAUACAGCUGCCCUUACAAAAGGGGGACAAGAUAUUUCUACUUUCACAACAAAGGCCUCCAGAACCAGGAUGUGCUGUAUGUGCAGGACUCUCUGGAUGCACCUGCCUCCGUCUUCUUUGACCCAAAUACACUCUCUGACGAUGGCACCGUGGCACUGAAAAUGGGUCGUCUAUCGGAGGAGUGUGAAUAUUUUGCGUAUGGUCUGAGUAGCAGUGGCUCAGACUGGGUGACAGUACAUUUCAUGAAAGCUGAUGACCUCACGCCACUGCCUGAUGUACUGGAGAGGGUUAAAUUUAGUUGCCUGGCCUGGACUCACGAUGCAAAGGGCAUCUUUUACAACUGCUACCCAAGCCAGGAAGGCAAAUCAGAUGGCACAGAGACCACCUGCAACAUCAAUCAGAAGCUCUACUACCACGUGCUUGGCACCAAACAGUCAGAGGACAUUCUGGUUGCAGAGUUCCCUGACAAUCCAAAGUGGCAAAGCUCAGUAACUAUUUCUGAUGAUGGAAGAUAUGCUAUUAUGUCCAUCACUGAAGGCUGCGAGCCUGUCAACCAGCUGUGGUAUUGUGACCUUCAGCAGCUCCCCAGUGGCAUCACAGGCCUGCUACCAUGGGUCAAACUUGUGGACAACUUUGACGCCCAGUACUCUUAUAUCACUAGUGAAGGAACUGUAUUCACAUUUCGCUCCAACUUGGAUUCUCCUCGGUAUUGUGUCAUCAACAUCGACAUCCAGAAACCAGACAGACAGCAUUGGACUACCCUCAUACCACAGCAUGACAAGGAUGUCCUGGGCUUUGUCUCCUGUGUGAACCAGCACCACCUGCUGGUCAACUAUGUCCAUGAUGUGAAGGAUAUCCUGCAGGUGUACGAGCUGUCUACAGGCCAAGUGGUCAGGGACUUGCCACUGGAUGUUGGCACAGUGGCUGGUGUGAGCUGCAAGAAGAAACACUCAGAGUUCUUCUACAAGUUCACAUCCUUCACUACACCAGGUAUCAUUUACCACUGUGAUCUCAGUGAGUUGAACCCACAGCCCAGUGUGUUCAGGGAGGUGGAGGUGAAAGGAAUCAAGCAAGAGGAAUAUCAGACAACCCAGGUAUUUUAUCCUAGUAGGGACGGAACUAAGAUCCCCAUGUUCUUAGUUCAUGCUAAGGGCCUAAAGAGGGAUGGCACUCAUCCUGUUUUCCUUUAUGGCUACGGAGGAUUUGAGGCGUCCAUUCAGCCAUACUACAAUGUUGCUUACUUGCUAUAUGUGAGACACCUGGGAGGGAUUCUGGCAGUGGCCAACAUCAGAGGGGGCGGAGAAUACGGCCUCACCUGGCACAAAGCUGGUACUUUAGGGAACAAGCAGAAUUGCUUUGAUGACUUCCAGUGUGCAGCAGAGUAUCUGAUCCAGGAAAAAUACACCACCGCCAGCCGCAUCGCUAUCAACGGAGGCUCUAAUGGAGGGCUGCUAGUGGCGGCUUGCGUGAACCAGCGCCCGGACCUGUUCGGCUGCGUUGUGGCAAAAGUGGGGGUGAUGGACAUGCUGAAGUUCCACAAAUUCACCAUCGGCCACGCCUGGACCACCGACUACGGCUGUUCUGAUGACGCGGAGCAGUUCAAGUGGCUCAUCAAGUAUUCUCCUCUUCAUAAUCUGCCCCAGCCACCUUACUCUGGUCCUCCCUACCCUGCUGUCCUGCUUCUGACAGCAGAUCACGAUGAUCGUGUAGUGCCUCUGCACACCCUGAAGUACUGUGCUGCCUUGCAGUACGGGGUGGGCAGCAGCCAUGUGCAGCGUCAGCCUCUGAUGGUCAGAGUAGACACCCGUAGCGGGCACGGUGCGGGGAAACCCACUGCCAAAGCCAUCUUGGAGGACACACACAUCUUUUCCUUCAUCGCUGAGACUCUGGGGCUCAGCUGGAAGGAGUGAGGAGAACGUGAAAGAGAUUAGGAGAUGGAGGGUACAGACAAGCAGCGAGGUUUUUAAAUGACUUUUUGAAUUUAUUAUUUUUAUGAAAACUGUAGAACUAUCCAAUUAGAUGGAAAUGAUGGGUUAAACAUUUGGGGGGAAGAAGAGCAAUGAGAAGAGAAUAAGCGAAAGAGGAAUGAAUGCAGUGCUAUGAUGAGAGAAAGGUUAAGAAAAAUAAGAGUAGGAAUAUCAUAUAAUAUCCAACAACUACAGUAUCAAACAUCGGAUACCUACAUUGUAAUGCUUCUUUUCAAACAGUUUUUACCUAAACAAAUCAAAUGUGGUACAAGUUUUUUUUAAUUAAUGCAAAGUUUGAAUUUGAACUUUAAAAGGUUCCAAUAAUAUCUUUAUUUAUACUAUGAUUUUGGUCUACCAUAUUAUAAUCUGUAGUUUCCUAAAUAUAUAAAUAAUGCCUUCUAAAGUAGAUCUAAUGAUCUACCUGAAAGGAUUAAAAUUAAAGCAAAGGAAAAAAAUUAUCAGCAAAUAUUUUACAUCUCAAAUGUUUAAUCUUUAUCAGAAAAGUAACUAUAGCUGUGAGGUAAAUGAAAUGGAGAAACAGUCAAGUGAGGUUAAAACAAACUUGACAAGUACAUGUACUUUAAAUAUUGCUCAGUAUUUGAGUUGUUGUACUUGCUUCCCACAGCUGGAACGGUGACACAACAAUCCUGACAGCGGUUAUCACAUAUACCACAAAGUGGCAGCACAGGACUGCAAAAGUCCCUUUGUUUUGUCAGCUCGGCCCUGUGCUAACACCUAGAGGUCAAAGGCUGGGUGUCCUGCUUGGCUCAUCUCAUUAGGAGGGAUUGUGGAGUAAAACAAACAAACACCAGAAUGCUGCUGUAAAUCUUUUAUACUCGGGGGAUAAAAUGACGGGCAGACAGAGACAGGUAUGCAGUACAAAACAGCAUACCUACAAUUUAACAAGAAUGGAAUAAGAGAAACUGAUUUGUGUCACUGUGAUGUGAGACAGAGGGAAGAUGUGUGGAUAAAUAUCGUGUAGAAAAGUCCAGAGCAAUGAUAGACGGCAGACAUGGCAAGACAACGAUGGGCAACAAGCAGAGAAGCAGAGAGAGACGAAGUCCACUUAUGGGGAGUCUUGGGAAACAGACAGACAGACAGGUGUUUAAACUGUCAAAAAGAGAUGGAAACUCUGUGCCAGCCAGCCACUGAGUGAGAGAAGUUGUCUGCUCGGUCACUAACAGUUUAAUCUCAGCUCAGUGGGAAGCUCUAAUUUCGUCAAACUGAACCCUGGGCCUUAUCUAAGUGCCUCUCAGUAGAGAGAUAGGAUGAGAAAGGGAGAAAGGAAAGCAUAAAAGGCAGCAGGAGAAGGAUUUGCACACAAUGACUCUUUGCCACAGGGGCGAAGUGGUUGAAUAAAGCUGGGAAAGACAAAGCCGGCAAUAAGCUGGACAUAUGAGAGACGGAGAGGGGGUUUAAGAUCAUGCAACAAAAAGGCUAUGGCUUCUCCUAGGAGCGUCCCAGAGGACUCAACGGCCUUUUGCUGCUUCAUUUCCUUCAUUCAGUCUCCCUUCCUGUUUUUACCUCUUCAGCUCACGCUUCUUCUUUACACACACACGCUCACACAUGUACAAGCACACACAACCUUCACAUCUCUUUUUCUCUGGAGAAACACAAGCUUGUACCUACAAAGCCUCACUGUCUCACAGUUUCAUUCCUUCCCGCCGUUUGGCACUCACAGGUCCCCAUCCUGUCCCAUUUGUUUACUUCACCCUCUCCAUAAUGCAGGGAUUAAUUCCUUAAAGCCGAUUUGAGCUGUGGCAUGCUUCAGCAAAGCGCAAAGAGCAGAAGUUUUUGUACUGGGGGAAGUUUCCCCUUCACACUAGCUUAGAGGUGGACUGCUCUCCCCUUUAUGCCACUUUCUUUAAUCUUCACACGGAGCAGAGGGAGUGAGGGAUAGAUGGAGGACAACAAGGGGAGACGGCUCUCAACACCCAGCUGAGAAUCACUAAUGUCUUUACAAAGGUCUCGUCUGUUCCCCCAUGUGCCUCUUGGAAUCCUUUUGCAACUUCUGCUACUUCACUGGCCUUUCAUCCUCUUACAUCUCUGUACUAAUUAUUUAAAUGAUUUUUUUCUAAAACAACCUUAUAAUAAAAGUUUGUUUUAUUAUAAGGUUGUUUCUUAAUUCCCACAGCAAAGGUGUCAAGCUGCAACUAAUAAAUCUGGCAGUUUCUUACAAAUAUUGAUUUAUGUUUUGCUUCACAGCAUGUUAGAAAACACUGAAAAAUGCUCAUUAAAGGCUGCUGUAACCAGAGGUGAUGUCUUCAAAUUACGUGUUUUGUCCAACUAAUUGGCCAAACCCCAAAUAUAUUUAAUUUACCAUGGUAUUAAACAAAGAACUGCAGCUACUUCUCUGAUGUAAUAAUCAGGAUCUUAGCCCUAAAUUAAUUAAAUAAUCUGAAAGUAAUGGCCAUUUUCAAUAAGUUUGUUGGUAUUUUUUCAGUUCAGUGUUUAAUCUGUUACACUUAAGAAAAGAGUAAAAAUGUUUUGUCUUGCUAAUAGACCAAAAACAACCUAUCAAAGCUGAGGCUAAGUGGUGCAACUCCACUGCACAUAUUUUGCAUUUUUCUUUGAUAAACGACUAUAAAGUGUUAAUAAGACAUCUCAUUUUCCUUUUCUCUCUGAGAGAUUUAAUAUUCGGAAGGUUAAUUCUUUAAUUAUUCUAAUCUAAACCUGCCACUUCAUGCAUUACUUAAACCUAGCAGCUUCGUAUCUAGUGUAUUUCAAUUUUACCCAGUUACCUGAAGACCUUAAACAGUGAUGGAUUUUGGAUGGUAGGUUCUGCAUUUGGCAUUUUCAGACAUUUUGCUUCAAUCUUUUGGACGAAUCCCCGCCCAUCACUGUGUCUCAGUCUCAUUUACUGUGAAUAAACACGCAAAUCUGAUUGAAGGUUUACGCUCAACCUGUGAGAAGCCUGAUAAAACCUCAACUAACACAAACCCCCUUUGCCAUUGAGGAGUUACUGUGGGAUAUGAUGUUUGCAUACUAAGACAUCACGCUCAAACUAACAGCAUUUAUUAUAUUAUACCCCAAGGGAAUAGGAAGCAGGUAGCAGUUGAUUAGGCCUGCUAGUUGGUUCAUUUAGCAUGCGUGCAGAUGGCUCAUGACCCAGAGCAGGCAGGAGUCAAGUGUCAAGGCUAUUAGGCUUUCGUAAUUCAUAUUAUGUAGAUUAGAAACAUCCAGCAAUGUGUUUUUAGAGCUAUAUUGUUGACAUUUUUAAUGUAUGUCCCUCCUGCAGUAGUCUGCCUGCUAGAAUGUUUAACUGUUUGCAGUAACAUUUCUUUCAAGCCACAUGUGCACUGCAGAUAGUCUUAUUCACAGAAACUUGAGCAUUACAUAAAUAAGUCUAUAUAUGUUUUCUUCAUCACACUGCAUCUUGAAUGCUAUUGUAGAAACCUGCAAUGAGCCUCCAAUAAUGAAUCAUCUAGUGUUACUGCAGUGCAAGUUCAGAUGCUGCUUAGCUGAGGUGUACUAAGAAGCAUCUGAAGGAGGUGAUGUUUGACUGUGUGGGAGGGUUAAACAGCUCCAGCCAGGGAUGGCUCAGAGCUGAAACUCAUUAAAUCUCACACCUCCAAUCCUCAACUCCAAUAAGAGUGUAAUAUAAAAAGUAUGGAUCGGUUCUGCGUAUGCGUAUGAGAAAUAAAAAGAUCUCAUUCUGAAAUGUA